AUGAAGAAAUCGUCUACCGUCUCGUUUGUUCUAGCAGAGAACCAGUACGGCGUGUCCUCCUCGGGGCAUAGACAGAUAGAACUGUUAUCAGUGUCCUCGUCUCAGGAUUGCAGUAUCCACAGCAAACAAUCUGCAGACUUCGAUUCAAAACAGACUACCAUUAGACCAACAAAACCCAGAUCAGGGCGCGUUUCAUCUGAAGAAAGAUCUACCAAUACUGCUAAACCCACCACAGAGUCCCUCAGGUCAGGUACUGCCAAAUCUUCCACUGAGGUACGCACAAGACGAAUUGUGGAAAAGAAUGGGUCUUGCAACGUGAAUUACAUCAACAUCCCAGAACGCAAUGCUAAGUUCGUGUCUGAUUUCUUCACGUCUGUGUUGGAUGUGCGAUGGCGCUACCUGGUGGCGUUGAUCUUCGCUGGGUUCGUGGCCAGCUGGCUCCUGUUUUCGGGUCUGUGGUUCGCGAUAGCCAAAUUUCACGGCGACUUUGACGACGUCAGUGCAAAUGCAUCCAAGCCUGUACCUUGUAUCUGGAACUGUGACGGGUUCGUGUCGGUGUUGCUGUUCUCCAUGGAGACACAGACAACGAUUGGUUAUGGCUAUCGAUAUGUCAGCGAGGAGUGUCCUCUGGGAGUACUUCUGUUGGCCGUCCAAUCUCUCGUGGGUACACUCAUACAAAUCCUCUUUGCUGGAACAAUUCUUAGUAAAAUCCAGGUACCAUGGAAAAGAUCGAAAACGAUCGCGUUUAGCAAACUGGCCUGCAUUUCUACCGUCCAAGGAGAAUUGUGCUUAAUGAUCCGAGUUGGCAACCUUCGUUUAUCGGAGAUAGUCGAGGCCAAUAUGAGAGCGUUGUUUGUCCUGCGAAAGGACGAGCUUGGAAAUAAAAUAUGGCCGUACAAUUUUCGUGAAAUGCGAAUGGGCACUCACGGUGAUAUCGAUUCUCGAUUGACACUAUGGUGGCCCGCAACCAUCUUCCACAAGAUCAACAAAUCGAGUCCACUGUUCCAGAUGUCAAGGGACGUCAUGCAGAAAUGCGAGUUUGAAAUAAUAGUCAUCAUGGAGGGAGUGGUUUCUUCCACAAGCCUCAAUUUCCAAGCACGGACGUCGUAUCUUCAGGAUGAAAUAGUGUGGGGUUAUGAGUUUGCGCAUACUUUCAAACAAGAUUCGUCGACGUCCAAAUUUCCCGUUGAUUUCCAGCAUUUUGACGAUGUUACAGCAGUGCAAGAUAUUUCAAAUAUGAGUGCAGAAACGCUUUCGAAAUUACCCAGAAGGCGACAAGUACCAGAUCAAAGAAGCUUCUGCUUGUUAGAAUAAAACACAUUGACGUAUCCAGGAUUUUAUACAGGGAAGGGGUAGGGGGAAACCACCAUCUAUGAAUAGUGUUAUGGGUAUCCAGAAAAAUAUAAAAUGUGGGGGACCCGCCAAGCCCACCCUACGCCAGUGAUAAAACAUGACAAAUCAUUCCUUUGGAUAAUGAUCCUUAAUAUUUACGAGGGGCAUGAUGUAGCCCAGUGGUAAAGUGCGUGGUAUGUGCUAUCCUGUCUGUGGGAUGGUGCAUAUAAAAGAUUUGCUACUAAUGGAAAAAUGUAGCGGGUUUUCUCUCUAAGUCUAUACGUCAAAGAUUACCAAAUGUUUGGCACUCAAUAACCGAUGAUUAAUAAAUCAAUGAUUGUGCUCUAGUGGUGUCGUUAAACUUUACCUUUAAUCUCUACGAUGGCUAAAUACGCAACUCUGAAAUAAAAUAUUAUGUACUGUUUAUCGGGGGAUUUAGUAUGUAUAAACAUUGUUAUAAUAUGUAAGUGUCCUCAACAAUUAUUAUAUUUCAAACUUUGUACAAAUAUAUUUUAAGUGUUUGUAUAGAAAUCAGUGUUUAAAAAACAUUAAAAUUAAUUCUGGGUCGAAUUUAAGGUAACACCAUUACAUCGACUUCUAUCUCUCACCAGCCAAAAGACGAACAGAAUGAAUGAAUGUUUAACGACACCCUAGCACGGCUCACUAACUUCUAACAUAUCAUCUGCGACA
Gigantopelta aegis is the source of this 2022-nucleotide messenger RNA. RefSeq names its product ATP-sensitive inward rectifier potassium channel 12-like. Gene Ontology annotation, molecular function: inward rectifier potassium channel activity. The transcript has 2 exons. Bases 1 to 1314 code for a protein of 437 amino acids. The record is from RefSeq and is a predicted model, not a curated record. Gene Ontology annotation, biological process: regulation of monoatomic ion transmembrane transport; potassium ion import across plasma membrane. Lineage: Eukaryota; Metazoa; Mollusca; Gastropoda; Neomphalida; Peltospiridae. Gene Ontology annotation, cellular component: plasma membrane.